AUAAUCCCUUCCAAAUUCCAAAUUCUGCUUCUGCUUCUGCCCUAAAAUCCUUUAGCCAUUUCCCAUGGCUGCUCAAGCUCUCACUGAAUACGAGCGCCAGAGGCUCGAGAACAUUCGCCGCAACGAUGAAAUGAUGGCCGCCCUCAAGCUUCAAUCCAAAGCCUCUGAACUCUCCGCUGCCUCCAAGCGUCAAAGAGUCGAAACCAAAUCGGAAAAGGUUUAUCCGAAAACCAAACCUAAAAAUGAGACUCCAAUGGUUUUACGGCGCUCUUUGCGCGCUAGAGGAAUUCCCCCCGAUGCCAAAAAGGUCGUAGAUGAUCCUACUGAGCCGGCUACUAAGAUUCGGAAGUCAGAUACCAAGUCCAAGCCUUCGCCUCCCGUUUUAGGCCCUCUUGAAAUGAUUGAAGUUUGUAGUGAGAGGGAGUCUCAUCGGUCUUUGAUUGAAUCAAUUUUGGGUAUUUCGAAUAAAUCUCUGUUGUGUAGGUCAGUGAAAGAUGAUGUUAAGGAUUCAAAUGAGAUUAAGACUGAAGGAGGGGGAGAUGGGAGUUGUUUGAAGAUGGGGCCUAUUGAUAAUUAUUCGAAUUUAGUUAAGAGAGAGACUGAAGAACUUACCUGUGACAUUAAAGAUCACAAACAUAAGAAUGAUGGAAGUUGCUUAAAGCCUGCGUCUUUGGUUCUGAAUGCCGACAACAUAGCUCGGGUUGUGCCUGGGAGAAUAAUGGCAGUGAGGUUUUUCCCUUGUCGUGAUUCUAGAAUGAUUGUUGUAGGUAACAAGUUUGGGGAUGUUGGGUUUUGGAAUGCUGAUCACGAGGCAGAGGAAGGAAAUGGAGUUUAUUUAUAUCACCCUCAUUCGGGUCCCAUUUCUGGGAUUUCAAUUCAACGACAUGCAUUGUCGAAGGUUUAUACCAGUUGCUAUGAUGGAUUUAUACGAUUGAUGGAUGCAGAGAGAGAGAUGUUUGAUCUUGUGUAUCAUAAUGAAGAUACUAUAUACUCUCUCUCUCAACAAUCAAAUGAUGCAAACUGCUUAUAUUUUGCUGAGGGUCGUGGAGGGUUGAGAAUAUGGGAUAAAAGGACUGGAAACUGCCCAAUGGAAUGGACGUUGCAUGAAGAUAGGAUCAAUUCCAUCGAUUUUAAUGUAGAAAAUUGCAACAUCAUGGCUACUAGUUCUAGUGAUGGAACUGCCUGUAUUUGGGAUUUGAGAAGCGUUAAUGCUGAAAAGCUCGAAACCUUGAUGACGAUCAGUCACAAAAGGGCGAUUCAUUCUGCUUACUUCUCACCCUCUGGUCGCUUUCUUGCAACUACUAGUUUUGACGACAAUGUUGGUAUAUCUGGUGGAGUUAAUUUCAAAGAUUUUUCGCUGAUACCGCAUGAUAAUCAGACAGGCAGGUGGAUUUCUUCUUUCAGAGCAAUAUGGGGUUGGGAUGACUCGUACAUUUUCAUUGGAAAUAUGAAGAGAGCAGUAGAUGUUAUUUCACGGGCACAUCGGAAGAGAGUGUUCGUUUUGCAGAGCCCCAACAUAUCGGCAAUACCGUGCAGGUUUGAUGCGCACCCUUAUGAUGUUGGAAUAUUAGCAGCAGCCACGAGUGGGGGCCAGGUUUAUAUGUGGACAAUGAAUCAAGAUAUAUAAUUUGCUUGCGGCGGAGUUCUCAGGAUAAGAAUUUUGUACAUGAAUUAUUCCCAUCUCUAUUCAGUGCUAACAACCAACAAGUACUUUCUAGGUAGAAGAGUUACCUUCUUGCAAUUGGAUUUCAUGGGGUGAAUCGCAGGAAUGAAUUUUGUAGACUCUGCUCAUUAGCAAAUGAACUUUGCCAUGUAAAUUUUAUAUAAUUUUUAUUUGGCUAGGUCGACUACUCACUUCAUUUGU
Messenger RNA from Benincasa hispida (wax gourd), 1864 nucleotides. RefSeq names its product DROUGHT SENSITIVE 1 (gene DRS1). The record is from RefSeq and is a predicted model, not a curated record. Gene Ontology annotation, molecular function: protein binding; DNA binding. Lineage: Eukaryota; Viridiplantae; Streptophyta; Magnoliopsida; Cucurbitales; Cucurbitaceae. Gene Ontology annotation, cellular component: nucleus. Gene Ontology annotation, biological process: regulation of DNA damage checkpoint.